Molecule: messenger RNA, 1953 nt
Organism: Syngnathus acus (greater pipefish)
Lineage: Eukaryota; Metazoa; Chordata; Actinopteri; Syngnathiformes; Syngnathidae
Gene: arpin
Product: actin related protein 2/3 complex inhibitor
Exons: 6
Coding region: 88-768 (226 amino acids)
Biological process (GO): negative regulation of actin nucleation
Source: RefSeq, a predicted model, not a curated record
GGGAGGAACCGGAAAUGUCAGUUUCAGGAAAACACUGACGGGAAUUUUUGGACUACAUACUGAACUGUACUGAAUAAUCUGUGGAAAAUGAGCCGUAUUUAUCAUAACGCAUCUUUAAAAAACAAACCAGUGCACAAUGAGAAAUAUGACAGUGUGUGGUCACCCGGCUCUCAUGAAAGUGGUCCUGGAGUGAUUCUUGAAGGAAUCCUUGUUGAUGUUUCAAGACAUGUGCUGACUGAUGUCAACAAUCAGAAGGUUCGUUACCACAUACUGUAUAUCAAACCUAAAUGCGUCCAUCGAAGGAAGUAUGACUCAAGUGGGAAGGAGAUUGAACCAAACUUCAGUGACACCAGAAAGGUCAACACAGGCUUCCUCAUGUCCUCCUACAAAGUGGAAGCUAAAGGGGAGUCAGACAUACUGUCAGAGGAGCAGCUGUCAGCACUGAUACGUAAAGCCGAGCUGGUGAAAAUAACUGACAAGUACAGACCUGACGGCACAUGGGCCUUCUGGUACCCUGAAUGUGAGAUGGACAAAACAGAGCUGGAGACUGAAACAGACAUUCGACUGAAGACGAGAGGAAACAGCCCCUUUAUAUUCUCCUUAGCUAAAGUAGAGGGUGGCACAGUGUCCAAAUGUAACUUUGCCGGAGAUGAGAAGACCGGAGCAUCGUGGACUGACAAGAUUAUGGCCAACAAGGGUGUAGCAGAUUACGCCCAGAAGCCUGGAGGUGAAGGAGAGGGAUCGCAGGAAGAUGAAUGGGAUGACUAAAGAGAAGAUUGUAGCCUCGAGCUCUUGGCCCAUCUCCAGAUUGAAUUUCUGCUUGGAUCAGAUUGCUUCGGUUCCCCCACCAGAAACCAAACUUGUUGCACACGUGGCCUUGGCUUGAAUCGUUCCUUUGCACUUACAAAGUGAGACAGAUUUUUUCUCUCUGAGUAAAACCGACAAGAUCUGGUUUUGAUUUGGUCACCUACACAAGCUCUGUUAUUUGACUUGCUCUGCUUCUUUUGUGCAUAUUUGGUCACGUUGCGUUGGUUAAAUUCCACCAUCGAAUUGUGCAUCGUUUUCCUCUUCUAUUAACACUUCCAAAUACAUACAUGACUUCAGACUUCAAAUUUUCCACGGCCAAAACUGUUGGCGGCAUCAAUGGCACAAAAGUCUUAAAUAAACUAGUGCCCAUCAAUUUAUCUACCCGUUGCCAUCAGUGUGCGCAAUCCGUUAAUGAAAGUAGUUUAUAUGUUUAUUUUCCUUAUGUUUAAGGCAGAUGUUUAAGUUCCGGCCUUGCUCGUCACAUGACCGAUAACUGAAAUAGAAAAGAAUGUUAUUUGUCUAUCAUUGGUUAUUCGUAUUUUUACCUCCAUUGACCACAUGUGCCUGAUUUACUGUAUAACAGAAAGUUAUAAUGCAAUAGUGAUUAGCAGUAAGGGUAAAUAUUAAGAGCAAAAUAUUCUCACGUCAGCUUUGUCUCCUCAAUUACAUAUGUGAAACUACACUCUUUAAAUCCCUUACAAAUACAAUAAAAUACAACUUUAUAGUAAAUACAGCACAUUUGACAACAGCUGCAAAGCGAAAAUGGGAAAAACAAACAGCGUGAUUGCAAAUGAUGUGUUUGGUAUGUACGUAUGAACUAACUCAUUUUCAGAACACUAACUUGAAUUUGACUUUGUCAGCUUAGUUCGUGAUUCAUUGUCGUAAAGGGGCAGAAUGUAAAAUAAAUUGACAUGCGAUACUCAUUCCUUUUCAUUUACUGUCAUUUUAUUUUUCUUCAACUCUUUAUUUAGUAUACAUCACUUGUCGGUGAGUAGUCCCCACUUUUCUUGUCAACUACAAACAUACGUAAACACUAAACACAAAUGUAUCCAAUUCUUGCCUUUAAAUGUACAAAAUAUCUGUCGCUUUUUUUUUUACUAAAACACUGUAAUAAUGUAAACAAUAAACAAAUAGCACAUACUGUCA